This is a messenger RNA of Trypanosoma grayi, 1404 nucleotides long. Its product is annotated as putative WD40 repeat protein. Gene Ontology annotation, biological process: regulation of gene expression. The coding region runs from base 1 to 1404 and encodes 467 amino acids. The transcript has a single exon. Gene Ontology annotation, cellular component: nucleus. The record is from RefSeq and is a predicted model, not a curated record. Lineage: Eukaryota; Euglenozoa; Kinetoplastea; Trypanosomatida; Trypanosomatidae. Gene Ontology annotation, molecular function: histone binding.
AUGCUUGGAGGUGACGACGGUGCGGCGCUCCAGAGCGGCGUGGUGGACGCCCCGCCGGAGCAUUCCGUGGAUGACGCUUCGCAUCAGAGUGAUGUGCCGUACCAGGAAAGAAAAGAGUUCUGCACAUGGCGAAAGCAUGUGCGUGACCUGUACCAGCACCUUGUUCAUAUUGACCUCGUUUGGGAAAGCCCCUCAGCGCGGUUGAUGCCAUACAUGACGGUGAAAAUGGGGUUGGCAACACAAACGGUGCUGUGCUGUGCAAGGACGGGGGGCCAAGAGCAGGCGUACAUCCAGUUGCUCUCCGUCACAACACCCCACACUGCCGAGUCGCUUGAUCGCACGUACGACACAUACUGCGACGCGACCGGUGAGGUGGGCGGGUAUGGGAUGGCAUCAAGUCAAGUAGGUAUGAAGGUCGAGCGGCGCAUGCUGCACGAUGGGGACCCAUUGUCGGUGCGCUACAUGCCUGCUAACCCUCUUGUCAUCGGAUCAGGCUCAAGUGAUGGCAAUGUGUACAUCUUUGACUGGUCACGAAUUUCGUUGAACAAGUUUCCUAAUGAUCCAUCACGACCCCGAGCACCGCUGCCGCCCAACGAACUCAGUUCGAAUCCUACAGACGAGGAACGCAUGAACUACCACAAGCGAAUGCGUGCUUUGAACGCUGUGGUGACAGAGCAGGAUCGCUGGGACAAGCGAAGAGGGGAGGGACAACAUCUUCUCACAUUAUCCGGUGGUAAUGGUGCUUGUGAAUCACUCGAUUGGAGUGUCACCUCUGAUGGGACGCUGGCAUCUGGAUCUGUUGGGCGCAUAUCUUACUGGCACGUUGCCAACACAUCGAAGGAUGAUGCACGUACCGUCACCCCUACCUACACCUACAACCUUGAGGACAGCGAAACCCGGGUGAGUGAGAUAUCUUUUUCGUGGACGGAUCCCCAUGCAUUUGUGGCGUCAUGUGAGUCUGGAGCUGUUUUCUAUGGUGAUGUGAGGGGACCAGAGCUGGCGGAGUUGUUUGCUCUGCCUUGUGGUGUUGCGUCGGUAGCCGUGUCUCCUCUCGAUGGCACUUCCUUACUAGUGGGCGGGGAAAAUGGUGAGGUGCUUUACUACGAUCUUCGGAAGAGCACAGAUGCGGUUACUAUUGAUCGCCUACAUACUAGUAAAGUCUCUGUAGUGCAGUGGUGCCCGCACUCCCGCCAUCUCUUUGCUAGUGGCGGUGGUGGUGGUGAUGGGAAGUGCUGCAUCUACAAUUCAACGACAAAUGAGUUGCUAUUUAAGCACGCUGGUCACACCGACAAUGUGACGGAUUUGUCGUGGAACUGGCAGGAGGGGCUAGAGGGUCACCUGAUAUCCGUGGAUAGCAACAGCAUCAUGCUCUGGAGGCCCAGAGACACAUUUUUUGUUUCAUGA